AUGUUCCCGAAUACGCAUUACGACGACUUUCAAGUGGAGGUAACUGUGCUGGUGGCCAUCUCCAUGUUUGUCGCUUUGGUCUUCAUCUUCUUGGUGAAUUUGUUGAUAGCGCAGCUCAACCAAGCAUACCAUAACAUGUUUGAAGACAUCUACGGCAACGCGCGCCUCACCCGGGCUGCUGUGAUCGUGCAGGUAAUGGCCCAGGUGCCCCGAAAACGCUGGCAGAACUUCCUCCAGAACCUAGCCUUCGAUCAGCCGCUGGAAUUCAACGAAGGUGACGUGGGCAUCGCUGGGGGCAUUCAAAUCCUGGAGCCUGCGAGCGCAAAAAUCGUCACCUCCGACGCUGUGAAGCGUGCCCUGCCGCAGACGGCGCAGUGGCGUCGAGUAGUUUAA
This is a messenger RNA of Symbiodinium sp. CCMP2592, 393 nucleotides long. The record is from the annotation of a GenBank genome assembly. Lineage: Eukaryota; Dinophyceae; Suessiales; Symbiodiniaceae.